This is a messenger RNA of Vittaforma corneae ATCC 50505, 615 nucleotides long. RefSeq lists its product as uncharacterized. NCBI's taxonomy places the organism in Eukaryota, Fungi, Microsporidia, Nosematidae. The record is from RefSeq and is a predicted model, not a curated record. The transcript has a single exon. Bases 1 to 615 code for a protein of 204 amino acids.
AUGAAAAGCAUGCAUAUUUUAGUAUAUUUUUUUUCUCUAGCAAAGUGCACGGAGCACACGUCAAAUAAUACUCCUAUUAUAACUCCAACUGCGCCACCAUAUGAUGACCAACCACCAGCAUAUUCUCCUUUUUAUGGUUAUCAAAAUGAAGCAUACCAGCAUCCUAGCCAGUACGGAUUUACCAAUUAUAAUGUACCGCAAUAUCCACCACCUCCUUAUUCAAGCCUUGGACAAGAGACUGGAUAUGUAAAUUUGAGCGAACAGCCGCCAAAUCCACAGUUUGGAUUUUAUGGACAGUCAACGCCACAGUAUCCGUCUCCCUAUUUCCAACAAGGAGCUGGAGAUGUCAAUCGUAAUGAACCAGGAAUGUUUUAUCCAGAAGAGGAGGGCGAAUCUACCGAGAAACUGCCGAUUACUGAUGAUGAUAAUGGGGAUCAGGGUAGAUUAUAUCCAAGUUUAGACGACUUGCUAGGUAGUUCGGAUCAAGCAUCAGACAGCCUAGAAUGGGAAGAAGAAAUAGGGGAAAUAAGAGCAAAAAAAGGAAUGCUAGAAGAGCAAGGAACGAAACACAUGAUAGUCCACAGGAUGAUGAUUCUGAAACCCGUGCAUUCUUAG